CUUGGUGUGAUAAACAAAUUUAAAUCGGCAGGAUUUAAAGGCGCUAAUUUCGUUACUUGUGUCUCAAAUGACCUUUAGAUGGAUAAAGGAAGCUGUCUUGGUCGUGUUCCUUAUAACUCGGUGAUUGGAUUCAUCUUAGUACUUGUUGGAGGUGGAGUCUUGUGUGGUACAAUUUAUUCUGGAAUAUCACGUAUCGAUACAUACUUUCGGUUGUAUUUUUUUCCUGUGUACUCUUUACCUUAUCUAAGAAUAGCUGCAGUUGUGAAUGGGGCAGUAGCCGUUCUACUCGCUUUUCUUAUACUAAUUUUCUCAACACUUGUGAAUAAUGCUACUCGUGGCCGCAUCUAUCGUGGUGAUCGCUACAUUAUGGGUGGGCGUUGUUCAGCAGCUCUGUUCAUGUGCACCACAUAUGUAACCAUAAUUGUAUGGUUAAUAUUUUUAGCAUUCCUUGUUGUCCCUACAUUUUGUUGGGCAAUGUUCAACUCGAUUUGUACUGCUGAGUUAGCUGAUGUUUGGCAUGGACCAGGUGCACGACGUCCUGGUCCUGAUGGCCGUGUUGCUCCAUCUCUGUCAGAGUUACGAGAUCGUAAAGAUUACCUGGCGGAAACGUAUACAGCUCGUCUUGCCUACUAUUAUCAAAAUCUCAAUUUUGGCUAUAAUCCUUCUGAGUCUCAAAAUGGUUUCAGACCUCCUUUUGUUAAUCUGGGAAACUCACCCAAUCUACCAAAUUAUCACGGCAAUCGAUAUUAUUCUCCUGAUUUCAACUACAUUUUUAACUUGACACAUUAUGUUACUAAACCAUUUGGUAUAAAAUAGUAACCAGUUCAUAUUCCAUAGACGAACCUAUAUGAAUUCAAAUCAGUGGGCAUAAUAAGAGCAUUGUCUAUUUAAUUUUAUGAGUAAGAAUGACGUAAGUACGUCUUAGUUAUUACCGGCCUGUGAUCUUGCCUAUUUUAUAAGGGUCAGUUGCACUAUUUAUUAUUUAAACACAUAAACAUUGGUACAUGGGGGCACCCAGUACAUAUGGGCCACACAAUAACAAUGAGACUAGUAGUGGUUACCAUUAAUUUGUGUGAGGGCUGGGAUACUACCCAGGUGCCCAAACCGAGGCGGAUGGUUCUUUUAGGGAGGCACAUUCGGAGCCAUUGACCUGAAGGACAAAUCCAUAAGGCAAUGGAGCAUCGUUAGGAGAUGCAGUCCAAUGGUAGUCUGUGACCAACGAUAGGUUUAUACGCUAUUUUCCCCUCAGGAUCUUGGAGCCCAGCUGCAUCAUUAGUUUGGAGUCAGGGUUUUCCAGCUCCCCUAGGUGGAUCCUCAUUAUUCACCUACCCGGCCAAAGCUUUUCGUUCUCUAAAUUUUGUAAACAACACCCCCGACACGAGAAGGCAGUGGGUAGGACUUCCCCGACAGUGGCUGUAUACGUGUGGCCUCGUGAGAGCAUUUCAAGAGGGAGAGCUGACUCUCCCCACCUUCGGCUGUAGUAGGGAAUUUGGAAGCCUAGAUUGUAUUUAAGCAGAGAUGAAUUAGAGCAUGAUUCAUAAAAUCAAUCAUUUUACGCUCUUCAUGCAUACAAGUAUAUGUUCAUUCAGUAUUCUGUCCAAAGCCUUCAUAAUUGUAGUUAACUGAUAAAAUCCUCAUAAAAAUAGAUUCAACCUUUUAUACAUUCGUCUCCUUUGAAUAAUACAUUUACAUCGAUGAAAAUUACAGCUAUAGAUAUCAUCCAUUUACUAUUAGGGUCAUUUAUUGCAUUAUAGUGACCUGGUACGUUCUUUUACCCCGAGCAUUUUUCAACGGUUUCCUCUUAGUUAAAGAAUAUUGGUAAGCAAUUUGAAAAGAAUAUGGAACUGUAAUUUAUUCGUGGUUGUAAUUCUGCUACUUGGAAUAUUUUAUUAUUCGCUUUCAGGAUAUCAUGUGAACGACGGAUUGGAAAAUCGUAUAGUUGCAUAUAUUAAGUAUCAGUAAAACGUUUUAUUUAUUUAUAAGACUAAAUGUGCUUGGUGAAAUUUGGUACUGAAACAUCCCCCUUUGUAAUUCUAAACUUAUAAUUCACUCAUCUUUUAUAUUCCUCAAAAUGUUAUGGAUCUUUUUCUAAUUUAAUCAGUGACUUAGAAAGAAUUGCUAUGCACCUAAUAAAAUAGACCUUAACAUAGCGGUAAAAUUAGGAAUAAUAUCUUCCGUAUCACUCAAAUACAUCUGUGGCAAUUAUUUAUCUCCCAGAAUCUCAUUUUUCUCAGUGCUUGCUUUCCUACAAUAAAAACAUACUCUUUUUGAACAUCGCCAUUAAUAUUUAAUUAAAUGAUUCUACAAUUGAUUGACCAUUAAAUAGUUUAUUUUGUAAAAGAAGUGUUAUAAUUCUCUCUUAUUACGACCCGGCUAUUCCUAUUGCUGAGUAGUCUUGGACACCGAUUCACUUGACAAGUCCCCAAAUCAGAAAACAGUCGAACAGGAAGGGAAUUAUAUUCCAAAUAACAAGGGUAGAUGGAAGUAAGAGGCACAAUAAAAAAAAACAGUAUAUUUAUAGUUUUUACAUGAGAAGAUUCUAGUCUUCCCCAAGUAUCGACUAGCGCUGGAUAAGAAACAGCCAAUCAGCGUGCACUGACACAAUCAUGCAUGGAACAUGCUUCAAUCCAAUGUGUCCCGCUAACAAGAAGUAUUUAUAAUAUCCCAUUUUAAUAUCAUUUUUCUAAACAAGUACCGAGUUUUAUACUAAAUGCCUAGUACGAGCAGUUCAGAACAGUUGAUUCCAAUUGUUCAAUAUUCAUGUUCGAAUCUGCGAUAAGAACAUUCAUCUGGUUUAUCAGAAUUUCAAACUGAAUGUUUGCACCAGGUUUGUUGACAGGUAAUUCAAUGUAACGAUUUCUAACUUCAAUGUACUACGUGUACUUAAAAUUGGGACUUUGAAAAGUACGAAUAAACCUAUCGACCGACAAGUUCCCAUCUAUUUGAAAUGAAUAUCAUAAUGCCUGUGUAUGUACUGUGUGAAACACACAUUCAUUUCCAGUAAAGCUCAACUGUGAGAAAAUCAGGAGUGCGACAGAUUUCUGAUCACAUUCAGCCAAUCAUUAAACCACAAUUGUAAAUAAAUGAUUUGUAAUGCUGGAACUAGGAUUAAGGUUUUAGCAAUAAGAUUUACAGUUAUGAUUGGUGCUCAAAACUUACCAUUGCGAUUUAAAAUUAUGAUGUAGAUUUUAAGAUUUGAGUUUGGGGUUACAGCUAUGAUCAGGAUUUAGGAUUUAUGGUUGCAGUUACAAUCAGGGUUUAUGAGUAAAGUGAGAAUUUAGUAUUGGGAUUAGGUUUUACGCUUAAUAUAUAUUUACCUUUAUCCUAACUUUAAACUGUACAUCCUAAACGUAAACUCGACAUUUUGUCCUUAACCCUAACCUUAGGUAUUUAACAGUGUUUUUAUCAUCAGUACUAAUCAUCUGUGUUCGGUAGAUAACGUUCUAUUUUGAUAAGUGUGUCGUGACCUUGAAGCACCUCACUUGUUCUUUGUUGGUUCUUUAUACUUCAUCCUUAUCAUCAUCUAACAAUGUGAAUAGGAUAUAGGUUUUUAAUAAAUUGACCGUGUUCUUAUUUUACUUCAUCAAUUCUAUUCCUUAUUAUGUUGCGUUACAAUUGAAUAAUAGUUUAAACGAAUGUGAUGACCGCUAUGGAUAUUUAUUCUUGUUUAUGCAGAUUUUCAAAAGUCUGGUCGUCUUCUUAAGCAAUGAUCUCAACAACCUGUUAAAAAUCUUUGUUGCUAACAAACAUUUUACAUAGCUUUAAAUAAUAAACGAUAUCUAUUAAAACAUAAACUGAUAAUUUAGAGAAAGAACCAUCUUUUGUAAAAGCUAUACAAAUUUAUUUGUCGUUUCUAACGCAACUACAGACAGAGUCGUUUAUUGGACACAGUGGGUUGAUUAUUUCUAGUUUAUUGAAGUGAUAUCAAAUAUUUUACAAAUCUGCCAGUGAAAUUCAAUUAUUUAUUUUCCUAUUGUUGUGUCAGUGUUUUAUGGGUACACUAUUUCUCUUUUUUUCGAGGUGUUUAUAUUAAACCAUGGAUGUAUGAUGAGUCACUGAAUUAUCGCGAAGCCAUUACUUCGCUGAACGAAUUUGCAAGAUUUUGUGACGAAGUUAUGAUAGUGGGUCCACUUUUUGCUUGUUCACUUGGUGGUGCUGUUUUUGUUCUACUUGGUUUGACUCUAUUUGUUGGCUCAUUGUCAGCUUAUUAUACUCGAUUAAAAUUGACAAAAGAACUGACAGAUUUCAAACAGAGCAUUGCAUUAAGAUCACCCAAAAAUCAUGAUCCAUCAGCUUAUUUUUAAAUAGCAGAAUCCCUACGUACUAUUAUUAUUAUUAUUGUUAUUAUUAUUAUGUAAAAAUCUCGGUGUUGUAGACAAUGAAAGAAAAUAUUUAUAACCUUAAUUAGUUUGUUUUUAAAGCAAAGUAGUGAAAAUGCAUUUUCUCAGUAGACAGAAGGAUAAACAGGGAGAAGUGGGCACGGGAAAGAGGUUGGAAAAAAGUGGGGAAUAUAGCAAUGAUUAUCGUUUGUUUGAAUUAUUUUCUAAUUUUAUUUCUCACAGUUGUGUAUACUGUGUGCACUUUCCAGUUGUUGUUCUACACACUUGACAAUGUGCGAUGUGUUCAAUUCAUUGUUUAUUUGUUUGUUUGUAUGUGCAUUUUGCCUCUCUUAUCUCCACUCAAUAAUGAUAACUGUCCUAUCCUUAAUGUACAUGAUAGUAUGUUUGGAGAAAAAGAUAAUAAUUUGAUAAAGUAUUUUUGUUUAACUGCUAUCAGUUAUAGUAAUAAAAGUAGUUAUGAGUACCGUGUAUUUUACUCCAUACUCAAUAUGGAUAUAUAUAUUACUCUAGUUUUUAAUAUAUGUUCUAUGUUUACUCUAUAUUCAUUUGUUUGGCUUUCGUUUUUAUUUUUGGCCUCUCCCUAUCAUAGGAUAUUCCAUUUUAUCUUUUAUAUACUAUUUGUAUUCACUAAAUGAUGAAUUAUGAUUUUGGUACAACUAGUCAAUAAUUUAAAAAUUAGUAUCUAUGUAUGUGCGAACACGAACAUACGCUCCAUCUAUCUCCCUCUUCUACGUUUUCGUUUACAUUGUUAAUCAAAACCAUAUAUAUCUAUUUUAUGUAUUGAAUAACACAAUAAUGAUCGUGCUAUCUUGUCUGACUAUCGCAUAUAGUUUCUGAUCUACUGCACUUUGCCUAUCUAUUCAUUUACUCUGCUUUGUUUUUGUUUUUCUAUCAACCCAGUAAAAAUGAUACAGGAUAAACUUUUAACGACACAAACAUAUUUUUAUAUAUUCAAUAUAUCUCAGUUAUUACUACCAUUAUUCGCUAUUUCACUUAUUUUCUCUUGUCAUUAUCAUUUAUACUGUCUUUUUUCUACAAUGUCAUAAGUACAACUUUUUUAGAAUGAAAUAAUUUCCAAUAUUUUAUUUUGCAUUUUAUUUUAUUCAAUUGGUUGAUAACAGCAAAUUUAAAUUUGAAGAAACAAGUAUUAUCACCAAGUAUUUAGCUAAAAUGACACUAGUCUCGUUGUUCAGUUAUUUUCAUCAUAAUGCAAAUAAGGAUCUCAUAAUUAUUUCUUUAUGUAUGUGUGCAUAUAUGUAUGUCUUUUUUGUAAAGUGAAGUUCUUGAAAGUUUCAGUAAAUAAGAGCAUUUUUAGAUCAAUUUUUCCUCUUUGUUUACAUAAAUGUAUACUCAAACUCAAAAAAGUUUACUUCAAUAUUCCAUGAUAUUUGUUAUUAUUAUAAUUAUCACUACUAUUACUACCACUACUACUACUAUGGUAAACUGGGACUUCGAAUUACUAUUCUUUGAUUUGACUUUACGUUUGAGAUAUUCAUAUGAAGAGAAAAUCAAUGCAUUUGUGGUGUACUCCUUUUUUUGAUUUAAAUCACAUAAAUAAAUUGUUCUCAUUAUGUUAACUCUCUUGUUUCAUUUGUAAUUAUCAAUAAUUCACAGAAAUUCCAAUGGUGUUGUUACACCGUUGAGAAGCUAAUCUAACAUUGUACAGAAUUCCCAAGGGGAAAGAUUAAGUUUUAAAUUGUUUAAAAAUGUUAGAAUGUGAAUAUGAUCGACUAACUUAAAAAUAUGAUCAAUCCACAGAAUGCGAAUGAAAUAAAUCACAUAGAAUCCUUAAUAAUAUUUCUUAUGGAAACCAUCAUAUCCAAUUGUCAUUGUUUCGUUUCCCAGUUGAAGCAUGAGUGAGAUUUAAAGUGGAAUCAGGAUAACCCGUUUGUGACAGUAGUAGUGUAAGUAGGUUUAGCUAAAUAAGUCCUUCAUAUUCGUGCGAAAUUCUCAUCAUUCUAUCAACGUGUAAUUCUUAGC
Schistosoma haematobium is the source of this 6320-nucleotide messenger RNA. RefSeq names its product CCT complex interacting protein, variant 2. Gene Ontology annotation, biological process: neuron projection development. Bases 79 to 816 code for a protein of 245 amino acids. Gene Ontology annotation, cellular component: plasma membrane. NCBI's taxonomy places the organism in Eukaryota, Metazoa, Platyhelminthes, Trematoda, Strigeidida, Schistosomatidae. The transcript has 7 exons. The record is from RefSeq and is a predicted model, not a curated record.